CUGGGGUUGUGGCGAGGCGUUGUCAGGGUUGAAUUGAUGACCAUCGGCAUUAGAGACCAGAUUCUUCAACUGAGCGGUUCGGUCGACGAUGACUGCGUGCAAGGUGGUGUGGGCUGUGGCCUUUUUGGGUUGUCUUAGUACUUCGCUUGGCCAAAUUCAGAUUCCGUACGGCUUAAGAAGGUUUCCUACUUUUCAAGCACCUAUUCAAGCACAAGGCCCCGUCUUUGGACAGCCUCAGCAAAUAAUUUUUGGACAGCAGAGUGGACAGCCUGAGCAGAAUAUUUUUGGACGGCAGAGUGGACAGCCUGAGCAGAAUAUUUUUGGACGGCAGAGUGGACAGCCUCAGCAGAAUAUUUUUGGACAGCAGAGUGGACAGCCUCAGCAGAAUAUUUUCGGGCAAGAGAGCGAUGGCGAAGGUGUUGUCUUUGUAGCAGGCGACUCCGGUGCUGCUAACAGGGAUCCUAUUAACACGUUUGGUAGUGGUCCGGCAUUCUCUGGCGGAGUAAAUCCUCAUCCUGGUCGAACAUUCCAGGACAUAUUUGGGGAUGAUGCAGGUAGACCAGGUGGAGUGUUUCCCGGCACUUCGGUCCCAUUUAACAUUCUCCUUGGUCAACUAAGAGACCUCACUGGGGCCGCAGGAUUCACUGGUUCUCUCCUUUCUACACCAGGAGUCUUUCGGCCUCAGUUUGGUGAUAAUUUAGCACCUGGAUCUACUUUCCAAUUUGGGGGAGGCAGUAAUCCUGGUUUUCAGCCCUUAAACCCAAGUUUCGCUGGAUCCGCAAAGGUUAUUCAAGCCCGCCCGGAUGUGACGCUGACUCGCACAAUAACUAUAGACAGGUUCCUCACUACAACAGACGUAGUAUUUGUGAAUGAACCCCGCACGGCUACGUUAUUCAGCUUCGUUACCCAAACUUCUGUUACAACUGUGGUGGUUCCAACACCCGUUGCUCGUAGUUUGGUGGUUAGCACAUCUAUAGUCACUCGUGUUCCUGUCACAGUCACCGUAACCAGCGUGAAGUCAGAGUUCCAAUUCGUCACUCGCACGGAGAUACAAUACAUCACGCUCACCCACACGUCCCGCGCUUUUACCCACGAAACGCUCACUACCACAGUAACCAGAGUGCAGACAGUGCCUACAACAUUGGUCCGCACCAACGUCAACACCGUUACCACCACCUUCACGGCAUCCCGCGUCAUCACCUCCACAGCCUUCACCGGCGGCUAUUAUUGAUAUUCAUAAGGUUUAGUUGAAUGCAUCUACUGUACAAGACAUGAACAAUAAAACUAGACUGAUACAA
This is a messenger RNA of Scylla paramamosain (green mud crab), 1298 nucleotides long. RefSeq lists its product as uncharacterized. NCBI's taxonomy places the organism in Eukaryota, Metazoa, Arthropoda, Malacostraca, Decapoda, Portunidae. Bases 89 to 1231 code for a protein of 380 amino acids. The record is from RefSeq and is a predicted model, not a curated record. The transcript has 5 exons.